Molecule: messenger RNA, 4855 nt
Organism: Carassius gibelio (silver crucian carp)
Lineage: Eukaryota; Metazoa; Chordata; Actinopteri; Cypriniformes; Cyprinidae
Product: adhesion G-protein coupled receptor G5
Exons: 15
Coding region: 461-2398 (645 amino acids)
Biological process (GO): adenylate cyclase-activating G protein-coupled receptor signaling pathway; cell surface receptor signaling pathway
Cellular component (GO): membrane
Molecular function (GO): G protein-coupled receptor activity
Source: RefSeq, a predicted model, not a curated record
GCAUUUGGCUAGUUAUUCUAAGCUUUUUUCCGACGCACAAUAAAGCCAGACUAUGCAAACUAAGUCCAGUGUUCACAGACAUCGCUCCUCCCUUUACUGUAACCAUACCUGUCCGUUGGGGCUGCCAUUUAAUUGACUCUUGGAGUGUUUCCAUGAGAUUGUUGUCGGAGUGAGAGUAAGCUUGCCUUCGCUUUCAGUAGAAAUGAUACUGUAACACGAGCGCCUUCAGUUCAGUUUUGACGCACUCUCGGAGACGUGCGCGACAAAGUCACUUGCGUUUAUCGCUCAUCCACUCGUUUUAUUUUACGCGUGUUUUCACAUGACCUGUCUCACCGGGAAUGAACAAAUAACUGAGCGACCAUUUACGCGUUUUCCGAGCACCACGCGAGUGUUUUGUGUACGAGGAGCAGAUAGCAAGUGUUCUGCGUUUGUCUAUGAACGGCAUCAUCUAUGAGCUACAAUGGAACGGAAUCAAAAAUCUGUAAGAAUGCUGAUAAUCACCUGUCUUUUGAUCAUUUUGGUUCGAGCAUCAACAGCAAAUGACAGUAGCUUGAGGAUGUGUGGAACAUGGCGCCAUGGCAACGCAUCACAAACUCUGAAGUAUGAUUUGAAAACAGGCUGUGAGAAAAUUGAGAUUUCAGCCAGUGAGAGCACACUUUCUAUUCAGGGCAGUAUCACAGCCAAGUGCACACAAUCUUCGUUCAUUAAUCUAGAUUUAAAACCUCUUGAAAAUCAAAGUCAGUUCUGUGUGUUCUGGGAUCCGCUGCUGGACCUGCUGAUAGUACAGGUGAAUGGACAGAAACACACUCUGUGUCCACCGAAUGGCCUUCAAGGAUCGUGCUGCACUCACUUCUCACAAGAGGAUCAAGAAAAUGCUGCUCUGUAUGGUAUUGCGAAUGGCAGCAUCCACGGUGAUAUCAUCAGACAUGAUGUUGUGGGAAAAUAUACAUUUAGAGGAGAUUCAAUCGACUGCAAGAAGGAAUUGUGUGAUGAGGCAAGUAUGAAGCCCAAUGGAGCAAACAUGAUAGAGAAAGCAGUGAUGAAAUCCAAUACAACAGGUCAGGUGAAUCUACUUUGUGCUCAGAGCAAAGUCAUUGAGAUGGAUCAUGGUUUCACAGGACUCAGUUUCACUCUGCAAGGCCCUCGAAAUACAAACAGGACACCCACCGUUUAUCUUCCCUCCUGCCUGAACUCUAAGUCAAGGAGAAAAUCCAAAGUGGUGUGUACUUACUACAAGAACAAGACCUUAUUUCAGGGGGGGUCGUCUGAUGUAGUUCUUCUGGAUGACAUAGUUGGACUCUCAGUGGAGAAUGAGACCAUCAAAAACCUCCCAGAACCUGUCAAAAUCAGGUUUCGUCACUCUACUCUCCCACUUAACCAUUCUAGAAGAUGUGUUUCAUGGGACACAAAAGAAGAUAUUAACGUGACUUGGAGAUAUGACGGCUGUACGACUGUUGAUAUUAAUGAAGGAGAGACAGAAUGUCACUGUAAUCACCUCACAUACUUUGCCAUCCUUGUGCAAGUGGAACAGAAGGCUACAGUUCGCCAUCUAAAGGCUCUGACGUUCAUUACCGCUGUGGGCUGUGCCUUGUCCUUAGUCAGCUGUUUGGUUCUCUUCUAUUGGCUUUGUAAACGCAGAGGGAAGAAAACGCAGAUCUCACUGGUGCACCGUGGUCUAGUGGUGGCGAUAUUUCUUCUGUGCUUGUUCUUCAUUCUUACUGGUACACUGGCCAAUGUAGGAAAUGAAAUCGUCUGUAAGAUAACAGGAUCCCUUCUGCAUUAUGCGCUGCUCUGCACCCUCUGCUGGAUGGCCAUGGAAGUGUUUCACACAUUCUUACUGAUCCGCAAGGUGUUCAACUCAACCCUCCCGACGUGGAUAUUUUACUUGGGAGGCUUUGGUCUCCCGGUUAUGCUAGUCGGUAUACUGCUCUCAAUAGGGGAUAUAUAUGGCAAAAGGAGUAUUGUACCGAGUGAUGAUGUCCACAAUCCUUACCACAUGUGCUGGAUGUUGAAGAAUGACAAGAGUCUAUUGGCUCAUUACAUCAUUAAUGUUGGCUUACUGGCUGUUGUGGUGAGCUCUGGUGCAGUCAUGCUUUUCGUUGUGGUGAGGGAGAUCCGCAACCGACCUGACUGGAAGAAGAUACAUGUGGCUUUUCUCAGUAUAUGGGGUCUCACCUGUCUGUUCGGCACAACUUGGGGCCUGGGUUUCCUGGAUUUUGGCCCCCUGUCAGAGGCCAUUCUCUUCCUCUUCUGCAUUAUCAAUUCCUUACAAGGAUUUUUUCUCAUGCUGCGAUACUAUGCUCUUGAUCGGAUGAAGAAUGAUGAUAGGUCCAUUUCGGAUAGGAGCAGUUCUGCAUCUUCAAAACAGCAGAUGUUACAGACUCAUGAAAAGAGUUAAAAGUCUGGUGAUGCUCAAACAGUGUUUCUCUGAAAUUGCCAAAUUUCACUUCUUUCAGAGAUGUUACCAUGAAAGAUUAUUCACAAGGGGCAUUUAUUUUGUAAAGAUAUUUUCUCAUCCUGCAGGUCAGGGUGUGAUAAAUUCUUUAGAUGGCAUUGCACUGAUAUUGGAUACCAGAGUGUGCCAGGUAAUGGAGCAUAAAUGCUUCACCUGUCAUAAGCUGUAUUUUGUGUAUUCAUAUUCAUAGUUUGUCUCAGCCUUGCACUUUAGCUUUUUUUUACUGCUGUAUGAAACUGCUGUAUUAUUUGUGAGAUGAUAAUAGGAGUUCUUGCAAAUUGCUUUUAAUAAUAAUAAUAAUAAAAAAAUUGUGGUCAAAAAGUUGAGUUGUGUAAGAUUAGUUAAGGCAAUUUUGUAAGUAGAAACUGCCAAAAUGUCCUUUCCUCAUGUAUUUUCUGGAUUAAGGUAAAUGAGCUAAGCAAACACUGUAUUAGUUCUGUCAGAUGUAACUGUAGGCUGCACUUUUGUUCAUUCUUCAGAGUUUUGUAAUGAAAUGGAGUUAAGCACAAACUUUCUUAGCUUUUCUUUUCCUGUUUUACGUAUUUGUAACGUAUGUGUAUUUUGGUUGGAAUAUUAUAAUAUAGAAUAUAUAAAUAAAUAUUUUUGUUUUUUGCUUAUUUUCUUUUCUUUACCUUUUUAAACAAGUUAAAUUGGACAUCUUUUACAGAACCAGACAGAAAACCCAACAUAAUAUUGAUAAAAAAAAUAUAUAUUAUAAAUAACUUUUGUUAGAAAAUGCCAAACAGCCCUGAUCUUUUACUGUUUUGAAAUAUAUUUUCGAGCAUGUUAUUUAUUCAAAAUGAGCAGAAACUUUGUUUGAUCCAUUAAAAAGAGAAAUUAAUUGAAGAGAGUUACUGGAGUUCGCUUGUGUAAACAAACACUGAGGAGGGUGAAUGCAGAGAUGUAAAGUGAAAACAAAGGCAACAUUUUCCAUUUAAAAGCCAAGGGAUGUCAAACAACAGAAAGAAUGAAUGACCAUUAAACUAGCUAAAUCAAUUAGAACUGUAGCAUAUAAAAAAUAAUAUGAGGUGGGUGUGAAUCAGAAUAUUAAGAAUGAUCAUUGGGUUGAGAGAGGCGACCUCUGGUGGGAGCUGUAUGGAGCUGCAGUCUCAGCGCCUCGGCGGGAAUAUUAGACCUGUGAGCGUCUAUCAACCUUGCUACUGAAAGUUUGUAUGUUCUUCUACGCAAAAUUCCUCAAAUUGUAAUCGUAUAGGGAAUCUAUGUUAAAGCCAAGUUUUUUAUUAUUAUUAUUCAUUUCACACAUAUAGGCUACUCACCGGGAUAUGUUUUAUGUCUUUGCUGUGAUAUUUGAUGCAUGUUCCAUGCCAUUGUUGAUUGGGUUGAUGAACUAUCAUCCAAGUCCCAGUGCUCUUGUGGACUAUUGGACUCGAGCAUAUUUCCACCUAGAAUUUUUCUGUAUCCAUCCAUUAUUUAUCUUCAUGGUUUUACCAGUCACCUUAGCAGAUAGCAUAUCCUCAAAGCUUGAUGCCACCACCACCACCACUAUUGAUCACAGUCAGAAUUCACUUUACUGACAUACUGGCCAAAUAAGUUGAAUUUACCAAGGAAUUUGCAAUUGUGGUUUGCUCCAACCGCCAGUCAUAUAAGGUACUUUUUGUAUGACAUUGCACAGAACAUACAAUAUAUACAUAACCAAUGCACAAUAUAUUUGUAACUAUUUGUUCACAUUUCUAACAAAUCCCUUUACAUUUUCCCCCAGAAAACAUUCAAAUACAAUGUAUCACACCCCUAUGAACUCUGUUUACGCCCCAGGUUGUUGUCAUGGUUACUGAUUGGAUCUUUUGACAUAUAAGUGGUCAUUGUACAGUAAAAACAUCCCGUAGGUUUCAUAACUUUCUUGUUAGACUUCUUUUAUUGAAGCCAAUCUGCCAAAACGACAGGUUGUAGAAUGUGCCACUUUAGACCUCAGUGAACAGUAAGUUUUCUGUAAAGGGGCUUUGAAACAUGUAAUAUGAAAGUUUUAUAUUAAUAAAGGUGAACUAAACUUGGUUACUAUACAGUUUUGAUGUUAUGGACACUGACAGUUAAAGGAGCCAUUGCAGUAUUGGCCUUGUUACUAGGUCACUUAACUGUUACAGUGACCAUUUCACACAUUUUUACUGUAGCAUUUUAAAGUUAUGGACCCACGUUUAGCAGAUUUGACACUGCAAUAGGAGAAAAUUGAAUUAUUGGCCCAAUUGGAGUACCCAUAACUGCCUUUUGAGGGUGUGUGUUAAAAAAAUCCACUGGGGCCUUACUCCCUGGGUACUUGACUGUUUUUUAGACAUUUAUACUGUAGCAUUUUCAUUGUGUGUGUAUUUGUAUUCCCCCUGCUUAAAUUCAGUUCCAUCUGUGUUUGUGGAUUACCUUUGUGUGGGAUUAAAAUACUUUCUAAACUUU